GACAAGCACUGGUUGAUGAGACAGGCCAAGACUCCCAUGACCAACUCCUCUAUCCAGUUACUGGAUGACGCCUACAGGAAACGGUGGCGUACUCUGCUGUCAGUGGAUGACCUGGUGGAGAAGGUGGUGAAGAGGUUAGAGGUCCGAGGUGAACUGGAGAACACUUAUAUCAUCUUUACCUCAGACAACGGAUACCACACAGGUCAGUUCUCUCUCCCCCUGGAUAAGAGGCAGCUCUAUGAGUCUGACAUCAGAGUUCCUCUGCUGAUCCGAGGGCCCAACAUCAAGCCGAACCAGACCACCGGGCUAGCGGUCCAGAACGUUGACCUGGGUCCUACCAUCCUGGACAUGGCUGGUUACAACGUCAACAAGACCGCCAUGGACGGCAUGUCCUUCCUGCCUGUACUGGAGGGAUCUGUGAACAGCACGACGUGGAGAACGGACUUCCUGGUGGAGUAUGAAGGGGAGGGAUCUAACGUGGCUGAUCCAGCCUGUCCGCUGCUCGGUCCCGGGGUCUCUGAAUGUUUCCCCGACUGUGUGUGUGAGGAUUCCUUCAACAACACGUACGCCUGUGUUCGUACCGUCGCACCCUCCGCCGACAUCCAGUACUGCGAGUUCGACGACAACGAGGUGUUUGUGGAGGUCUAUAACAUGACAGUAGACCCCUACCAGCUCAUUAACCGGGCGAAGACCAUCGACCAGGAGGUUCUGGAGAAGAUGAACCACAGGCUGAUGAUGCUGCAGUCCUGUUCUGGACAGUCCUGUAGGACCCCUGGGGUCUACGACGCACGGUUUGCGUUUGACCCUCAGCUGAUGUUCAGUAACAGGAGGCGGCGGAUCAGCGGGCCGAGACGGGCCUGAAGAGCAGGAGCAGAGUUGUGUGUGUGUGUGUGUGUGUGUGUGUGUGUGUGUGUGUGUGUGUGUGUGUGUGUGUGUACACACACAGUGUCACCAUUGAUUGGUUAUUCUAAGACAUGUUGUGUCUAAUUACGUGAGGAAAAUCAAUUACCUCAAAUCAGCUGCUUUUCAAAUCAUUAACAAGUCUUGACCGGCUACAGUAGGACUAGAAACCUGUUCCGCUUCCUCCCAGUAGGACUAGAAACCUGUUCCUCUUUCUCCCAGUAGGACUAGAAACCUGUUCCUCUUUCUCCCAGUAGGACUAGAAACCUGUUCCUCUUUCUCCCAGUAGGACUAGAAA
Salmo salar (Atlantic salmon) is the source of this 1198-nucleotide messenger RNA. Lineage: Eukaryota; Metazoa; Chordata; Actinopteri; Salmoniformes; Salmonidae. The record is from RefSeq and is a predicted model, not a curated record.